CUUAGUCUUGUGGCUGUGACUGGAGUCGGCGGGAGGCCGUUCGGAUCCUGGCAAUGUGAGAACACGUCGAUGUGGCUUCGAGACCUUUUGCCCGGCCAUGUGCCGAACCUCCGAACUUUCGUGUAUGGACACCGGCUCAAGGUUGUCAAUUCGGACCAGCACAGUAACCUAGAGAGUUGCACGGAAGGGUUGCUGGAUGACCUCAAGAUUAUUAGGCCAGAAGGAUCGCGAAGACCAUUGAUGCUCCUUGGUCACAGUCUUGGAGGUAUCGUCGUCAAAUAUGCAUGGAUUCUCUGUGCCGAAAGAUCCAAGAAAGAUGACAAGGACCGGAACCUGUACCAUGCGAUUCACAGUCUCAUUCUUUUCGGUACCCCUCACAAUGGUAUCCGAAAUCAAGAGAUGCUUACAGUGGCAGCAGGACAACCAGCUGAGACUCUGCUUCGUGACCUUGGCCCGGGUUCCACGACACUUAAGAAUCUGAGGGACCGCUUCGCCAGACUGGACGCCCAGAAAAAUCUCAAAGUGCUAAGUUGCUGUGAGUACCAAGCGACUCCGACCUCUCAGCGCUCGGAGGAUGGAAAGGUUAGGAGAGACGGUCCGCUUCAGUGGAUGGUCACCGAAGACUCGGCAUGUCUGCAUUGGAACAGUCCCGCGGAGAGGGUAGUGACGAUACCGGAGAAUCACUCAAUGAUGGUCAAGCUGUCCGCAGGAAUUUCCAGCAAAUACCAAGUCAUCAAAAAUCACAUU
Molecule: messenger RNA, 747 nt
Organism: Cryphonectria parasitica EP155
Lineage: Eukaryota; Fungi; Ascomycota; Sordariomycetes; Diaporthales; Cryphonectriaceae
Exons: 3
Source: RefSeq, a predicted model, not a curated record